Molecule: messenger RNA, 443 nt
Organism: Rhizopus microsporus ATCC 52813
Lineage: Eukaryota; Fungi; Mucoromycota; Mucoromycetes; Mucorales; Rhizopodaceae
Exons: 2
Coding region: 14-193 (59 amino acids)
Source: RefSeq, a predicted model, not a curated record
AUCAAAGAAUAAUAUGCAACCUAUUCCAAUUUACACUUUACCUGCUACCUGCGAACUAUGUGGUGAAUGGAUGCCAAAUCAUGCUAGCACCUGUCCUCGUAACGGAGUACAUCCUUCUCAAUGGUCUGCUAGCUCAGAUGAAGACAGCACUCAUUCUCAACCUACACAUACUAUAAUCAAUCUUCAGCUUUAAUAUACACCAAUAUCCUUUUGUUCCUUGUACCCUUACACGCAUAUACAUACCUUUUGUCCAUUCAAUAAACUCACAGACAUAUAAAUAUACAGUUCAUGCAUGCGUCUUAUUGACAGAAUAGAACCAUUUCGCGUCAAUAUUGUUACUUAUUGUCGUUAUUCAUUGCCUUUGUGCAUGCACAGCGCGUAAGAAAUAACGAAUAUUUUUGUUCAGUUAUCUACAGGACAAUGUUACUUCAUACUUAGUAUUC